CGGCGACGCGAGCAGGAGGCGGUGAGACUUUCAGGCCACCGGCUCGCUUUCGGGCAGGGCGGCGAGAAGAGGUUCGAUUCGGGUCUUGAGAACUCUUCUGCGGGAUGGUACCUUGAGUGAAUGACCUCCUUGGAGACCAUUCGUCUGUUUCCCUUGUUACCAGCCAGGAGGCAGAAGAUUCCAACAUGUCCAGGAAAGGCCCAUUUCCCUUGAGUUUCCAGAAAGUACCUCAUGCUUGGGAGAUCAGGCCAACUAUGGCUCUUAAAUUCAGUGUCCUGCUGUUACUGGGGCUGUGUGGAAAGAUCUCUUCAGGAAGUCAGCCUGCAUUCGACAACACUCCUGGGGCUUUGAAUUAUGAAUUGCCUACCACAGAAUAUGAGACCCAAGACACCUUCAAUGCUGGGAUUGUUGGCCCUCUCUACCAAAUGGUUCACAUCUUCCUCAAUGUGGUCCAGCCGAAUGACUUUCCUGUAGAUUUGAUCAGAAAACUCAUACAGAAGAAGUUUGACAUCUCAGUUGAUUCCAAGGAGGCUGCCUUCUAUGAGAUCGGAGUUCUUGUCUGCGCCAUCCUGGGACUGCUGUUCAUUAUCCUCAUGCCUCUGGUGGGCUUCUUCUUUUGUAUGUGCCGUUGCUGCAACAAAUGCGGCGGAGAGAUGCACCAGCGGCAGAAGCAGAAUGAGCCAUGCCGGAGGAAGUGCUUAGGCAUCUCCCUCUUGGUGAUUUGUCUGCUCAUGAGCCUUGGCAUCAUGUAUGGCUUUGUGGCCAACCAGCAGACAAGGACUCGCACCAGAAGGACCCAGAAACUGGCAGAGAGCAAUUUCAGAGACUUGCAAACACUCCUGACUGAAACCCCAAAGCAAAUUGACUAUAUAUUGGAGCAGUACACCAACACCAAGAACAAGGCAUUCUCAGACCUGGAUGGUAUCGAUUCUGUGCUGGGAGGCAGAAUAAGGGACCAACUAAAAUCCAAAGUAACUCCUGUUCUCGAAGAGAUUAGGGCCAUGGCAUCAGCCAUCAAACAGACCAAGAACGCCCUGCAGAGCAUGAGCAGCAGCCUGAAAAGUUUCCAGGAUGCAAGCACCCAGCUGAGUACCAAUCUGACCUCUGUUAGAAACAGCAUCGAGAAUUCACUCAAUAGCAGCGACUGUGCUUCAGAUCCAGCCAGCAAGAUCUGUGAUAGCCUCAGACCAGGGCUAAGCAAUCUGGGGAGCAAUCACGAGUCGAGUCAGCUCCCAUCAGUGGAUAAGGAACUCAACACCAUUAAUGAUGUCGACAGAACUGAUCUGGAGAGCCUCGUCAAAAGGGGGUAUACGUCGAUUGAUGAAAUACCUGAUAGGAUACAAAACCAAACUGUGGAUGUCAUCAAAGAUGUCAAAAAGACCUUGGAUUCCAUUAGCUCCGACGUUAAGAACAUGAGUCAAAGUAUUCCUAUUGAGGAGGUGCUGUUUCAGGUCUCCCAUUACCUUAAUAACAGCAACAGAUACUUCCACCAGGAGAUGCCCAAACUGGAAGAAUAUGACUCAUACUGGUGGCUGGGUGGCUUAAUUGUCUGCUUCCUGCUGACCCUCAUUGUGACAUUCUUUUUCCUGGGCUUGCUGUGUGGUGUUUAUGGCUAUGACAAGCAUGCCACCCCAACCAGAAGAGGCUGCGUGUCCAACACUGGAGGCAUCUUCCUCAUGGCUGGAGUUGGAUUCAGCUUCCUUUUUUGCUGGAUAUUGAUGAUCCUUGUGGUUCUUACUUUUGUUGUUGGUGCAAAUGUGGAAAAGUUGCUCUGUGAACCCUAUGAAAACAAGAAACUAUUACAGGUCUUGGACACUCCCUACCUGCUCAAGGAACAAUGGCAAUUUUAUCUCUCUGGCAUGCUGCUCAAUAACCCAGACAUUAACAUGACCUUUGAGCAAGUCUACAGGGAUUGCAAAAGAGGUCGAGGUGUGUAUGCUGCUUUUCAGCUUGAGAAUGUCUUCAACAUCAGUGAGAAUUUCAACAUUGAGAAGCUUUCUGAAAACAUAGUCGAGGAGUUGGACAAUCUGAAUGUGAAAAUUGAUAACAUCGAACUGCUGGAUAACACAGGAAGGAAGAGCCUUGAGGACUUUGCAAAUUCUGGGAUAGAUGCAAUCAGUUAUUCCACGUACUUGGCGGAGGCCGAGAAAUCCCCUACCAAAGUGGAUCUGCUGACAUUUGCCUCUAAUCUGGAAGCAAAAGCAAAGCAGUUGCCUGAAGGGAAGUUGAAGCAGGCCUUGCUAAUGGAUGCACAGAAUAUUAGAACCAUCCACCAGCAUCACAUCCCUCCUGUGCAGCAGUCACUGAAUACUUUAAAACAAAGUGUCUGGACCCUUCAGGAAACAAGCAACAACUUGCCGGAGAAAGUGAAGAAGAUCCUUGCCUCCUUGGAUUCUGCUCAGAGUUUCCUCACCAAUAACAUUUCCUCCAUUGUUAUUGGGGAGACGAAGAAGUUUGGGAGAACAAUAAUAGGCUACUUUGAACAUUAUCUGCAGUGGGUCUUGUACGCCGUCACAGAGAAGAUGACAUCCUGCAAACCCAUGACCACCGCAAUGGACUCUGCUGUUAAUGGCAUUCUGUGUGGCUAUGUUGCUGACCCUCUGAAUCUGUUCUGGUUCGGCAUAGGGAAAGCCACGGUGCUCUUACUUCCCGCUGUAAUCAUUGCUAUCAAGCUGGCCAAGUACUACCGCAGGAUGGAUUCAGAGGACGUAUAUGACGAUGUUGAGACUGUACCCAUGAAAAAUUUGGAAAACGGUAGUAAUGGUUAUCAUAAAGAUCAUUUAUAUGGUGUUCACAAUCCUGUUAUGACAAGCCCGUCUCGAUACUGACAACUGAAGUUGACACUGCUUGAACAUCAAGAUAAUCAACAUGGGAAGAAUCUCAGACUUUGGAUAGUUUCUGAGUCUUCUAGAACUUUCCAAGUGCAGAAGAAACCAUGGUGGAGACUCAGGCGGGCACUGGGAACAUGGCAUCAGUGGUCUUAGGGUAGAGCUUUGUCAGGAAUGAAUAGUCAUGGUUAUAAUCCACGUAUCCAUUGCUAUUCAAGAAUGAGUCCUGUUUUGUUUUUAACUUUUUUACACUGAAUUUCUAUUUAGACACUAAAACAUAUUGGGGUGCUUGUUCCCCCGGAUACAUUUACCUGUGAGCCAGCUAUUCAGAUGUCAUAGCUGGGCACCUAACUUACUUCCAUAUGUGAAGUGUGCUAAACACAAACCAGUUUACAGAAGAGAUGUAUUUUGUGUAUAGUAAAUUGUAUAUACACCCUUCUACCACAUUCAGGUUUUUCAACAAAUGAAUACUCUAGAUUUUUCUUCUAAAUGAGGUUACUGUUGGGGUGGGGUUGACUUAGCGAUGUGUAGAAAGGUAUCUGCAUUUGCUAAAAGCGUGUCAAUCCUAGAGCAGGCAAUAACCUUCCUUGUAGACUUCCAUCUGCUCGUUGUGGAUCUGCCUGUGGUUUAGAAAUAGAAUUCAAGAGCAAUCACGGAGUGUCCUGCUUGACACCACUGCCAAAUUCAGAAUGAGGGACCUUGAGAGAAGGAACUGUCGCUCAGCCGGAAGCGGAAUCAUUUUCGCAGUCACCGGUCCUGGGUCAAGUUUAGUGGCACUCUCUGGUUUGUAAGGAUGGGCAUUACUUUCAGUGUCAUCUGGUCAUCUGUGAGAUUCUAAACUGAGGUGCAAGAGCUCCUGUCCUGAUUCUGAGAUUUGAAAUAAAGCAUGAAUGAAUGGAA
Molecule: messenger RNA, 3728 nt
Organism: Grammomys surdaster
Lineage: Eukaryota; Metazoa; Chordata; Mammalia; Rodentia; Muridae
Gene: Prom1
Product: prominin 1
Exons: 27
Coding region: 186-2828 (880 amino acids)
Cellular component (GO): cell surface; prominosome; apical plasma membrane
Molecular function (GO): cholesterol binding
Source: RefSeq, a predicted model, not a curated record